UUAUAUGGAGUCUAACCAUCAAAACCAUCACAGAAAUGCUCUCCUCAUCAAUCCCUCCUAUCCAAAUCCAAUCUCCUCUGGCCCGUCUUCAACUCCACACCCAUGUAGCUUCAUCUCCUCCACUGUAACAAAACCCAGAUAUCCCAAUUCUCUGGAACAAUGGAAGGUACUCUCUUUCCAUCUCGACCUGUAUAUCCCAUCCCAGCAAACAGACCAACGCAGCCAAACCCUCCUGUGAAAUUCAACUCAACCAGAUGAUUGAACUAAUGGUUAGAAUUCUUGGGAGAGAGUCGCAGCAUACUUUUGCAUCGAAGCUGUUCAAUGUAAUUCCCAUAGAAGAAUACUCGUUGGAUGUCCGAGCUUACACGACUAUCCUUCAUGCGCACUCUCGUAGUGGUAAGUACGAAAGUGCAAUUGACUUGUUUGACAAAAUGAUGGAAAUUGGUAUCUCACCAACUUUGGUGACUUACAAUGUCAUGCUUGAUGUAUAUGGGAAGAUGGGUCGAUCUUGGGAUAAGAUUUUAGGACUUUUGGAUAAGAUGAGGAGGAAGGGAUUUGAAUUUGAUGAGUUUACUUGUAGUACGGUGACAUCUGCUUGUGGGCGUGAGGGUUUGUUGAACGAGGCAAAUGAGUUCUUUGUCGGGUUAAAGUCACAAGGCUAUGUACCUGGAACUGUUACCUAUAAUGCUUUGUUACAAGUUUUUGGCAAGGCAGGGGUAUUUACGGAGGCCUUGAGCAUAUUAAAAGAAAUGGAGGAUAAUAAUUGCCCACCUGAUGCUGUUACUUACAAUGAGCUUGUGGCAGCUUAUGUGAGGGCAGGAUUCUUUGAGGAAGGUGCGUCUGUCAUAGAAACGAUGACCCAAAAAGGAACAAUGCCAAAUGCUGUUACAUACACAACUGUGAUAAAUGCAUACGGUAAAGCUGGAAAGGAGGAAGAGGCUCUAAGGUUGUUCAAUCAUAUGAAGGCGACAGGUUGUGUUCCUAAUGUUUGCACUUACAAUGCUGUUUUCGGAAUGCUGGGAAAGAAGUCACUGCCCGAGGAGAUGAUAAAGUUACUUUGUGAAAUGAAGUCAAGUGGAUGUGCCCCCAACCGUAUUACAUGGAACACAAUGCUUGCCAUGUGUGGUGAUAAGGGUAGGCACAAGUAUGUGAACCAGGUGUUUCGAGAAAUGAAGAAUUGUGGUUUUGAGCCAGACAGAGACACAUUCAAUACCUUAAUCAGUGCAUAUGGACGGUGUGGAUCAGAAAUAGACGCUACACAGAUGUACGAUGAGAUGAUCAAAGCAGGAUUUACUCCAUGCGUUAUAACUUACAAUGCACUUCUAAAUGCUCUGGCUCGGAUAGGGGACUGGAAAGCAGCAGAAGCUGUUAUGCUAGACAUGAGAAAUAAGGGCUUCAAGCCUAAUGAAACAUCAUAUUCAUUGAUGAUCAACUGUCAUGCCAAAGGAGGGAAUGCCAAGGGGAUCGAGAGAAUUGAGAGAGAAAUUUAUGGCUAUCAUAUUUUCCCCAGUUGGAUUCUUUUGAGAACUCUUAUUCUUGCGAAUUUCAAGUGCAGAGCACUGGACGGCAUGGAGAGGGCAUUCCAUCAAUUGCAAAACAACGGAUACAAACCUGACUUGGUUGUAUUCAACUCUAUGCUUUCAAUUUUUGCUAGAAACAACAUGUAUGACCGGGCUAAUGACAUGCUGUACAUGAUUCAUGAAAACUGCCUUCAGCCAGAUCUCAUAACUUAUAAUAGCUUGAUGGACAUGUACGCCAGAAAGGGAGAGUGUUGGAAAGCAGAAGAAAUCCUCAUGACCCUACAAAAAUCUGGUGGGAAACCAGACCUCGUCUCUUAUAACACAGUCAUCAAAGGGUUUUGCAGGCAAGGGUACAUGCAGGAGGCCAUAAGAAUUCUCUCGGAGAUGACAACUAGAGGGAUUCGACCAUGUAUUUUCACAUACAAUACUUUCAUCACAGGCUAUGCAGGGCAGGGAAUGUUAUCAGAAAUGGAUGAAGUGAUUAGCUAUAUGACGCAGAACAAUUGCAGGCCAAAUGAGCUAAGCUACAAGAUUGCGGUGGAUGGCUAUUGUAAAGCGAGAAAAUAUAAAGAAGCCAUGGACUUUCUGUCGAAGAUUAAGGAAAUUGAUACUUCUUUUGAUGAUCAAUAUGUGCAAAGACUUGCUUCUCGCAUUCGGGGCAAUUUGUAUUCAUGAAUUAUUGAUUGUUCGCCGUUGGUUUCUUUUUGGCUUAACACCGUCAUAUAUAGGGUUUCCAAGGCUAAUGUAAUUGUAAAAGAAUGUAAAAUCACCUAUUUGGCUGUCCUGUUUCAAAUAGAAAAGGUUAAUCUUGGCUGAA
Pyrus x bretschneideri (Chinese white pear) is the source of this 2337-nucleotide messenger RNA. RefSeq names its product pentatricopeptide repeat-containing protein At2g18940, chloroplastic-like. Bases 255 to 2195 code for a protein of 646 amino acids. The record is from RefSeq and is a predicted model, not a curated record. NCBI's taxonomy places the organism in Eukaryota, Viridiplantae, Streptophyta, Magnoliopsida, Rosales, Rosaceae. Gene Ontology annotation, molecular function: protein binding. The transcript has a single exon.